Messenger RNA from Exophiala oligosperma, 2002 nucleotides. RefSeq lists its product as uncharacterized. Bases 378 to 1622 code for a protein of 414 amino acids. Gene Ontology annotation, cellular component: membrane. Gene Ontology annotation, molecular function: magnesium ion transmembrane transporter activity. The record is from RefSeq and is a predicted model, not a curated record. Gene Ontology annotation, biological process: magnesium ion transport. NCBI's taxonomy places the organism in Eukaryota, Fungi, Ascomycota, Eurotiomycetes, Chaetothyriales, Herpotrichiellaceae. The transcript has 2 exons.
CUCUCACGAACGCUGAGAAUUGUCUCCUCCUUUGCAAACCCCUCUCAAAUUGUGUCUGCUUGCUGCGCAUUAUCACACAACCUUCCUUUGGAAAACUGUCACUCGUUCGUCUGCACGCGCAGGCCUCGAUCGCAAGUCGCUCAAUAUAGAGCGCCCCCACACACUGAAUAAGCCCACGGAGUUCGGCCACCUGUUUCAGACACCAACCUGAAGAAACAAGCUACUUACCUCGAGUAUCCAGCGAGCCCUAGAGCGCAUCUCGGCGCAUCAGUACAGUCACUCGACCACCUCACCUUUCAAAUCGAUCGCACGUUUGCCCUAGCCCGAGUCGAGAAUCGCGACGGGUCCUCCUGCGACCCCUCUACACGCACGCGCCCAUGUUUAACAUGCUGGAAGACAAAUACAUUGGCCUGGCCCUUGCUAUAACAUCGACGCUGGCCAUCGGCACCAGUUUUGUCAUCACGAAGAAGGGUCUCAACGAUGCUGCAGACAAGCAUGGAUUUGAAGGAGAGGGAUACGCCUACCUCAAAACUCCGCUCUGGUGGGCUGGAAUAGCUUCACUCGUGGUUGGCGAAGUGGCCAACUUUGCAGCUUAUGCUUUUGCGCCUGCGAUUCUGGUAACGCCUUUGGGCGCUCUCAGCGUGCUUAUUGGAGCCGUGCUUGGGGCAUAUUUUUUGCAUGAAGAGCUCGGCGUUUUGGGCAAACUGGGCUGCGCUAUAUGUCUGCUGGGGUCGGUUAUCAUCGUCCUACACGCUCCUCCGGAUAAAGAAAUUGAGACGGUGGACCAGAUUCUGGAUUUCGCUAUUAAGCCUGGUUUCAUUCUCUAUUGUCUUGCUGCCAUCGUUUUCUCGACGGUCAUGAUAUACAAGGUCGCGCCUGUGUACGGAAAGAAGAAUCCCUUGAUCUAUAUCUCCAUCUGCUCGACAGUCGGGUCGAUUUCGGUCAUGUCAGUCAAGGCAUUUGGCAUUGCCCUGAAGCUGACUUUUGCGGGCAAUAACCAAUUUUCCCACCCAUCGACUUACGUCUUCAUGAUUGUGACGAUAGUGUGCAUUCUGACCCAGAUGAACUACUUUAACAAGGCCCUCAGUCAAUUCUCGACUUCGAUCGUCAACCCUCUGUAUUACGUUACCUUUACGACAGCGACGUUAUGUGCGUCUUUCAUCCUAUUCCGGGGUUUCAACACCACAGACGCUGUGAACACCAUCUCCCUCCUCUGUGGCUUUCUGGUCAUCUUCUCCGGCGUAUAUCUUCUCAACCUGUCUCGAGGCGACCCUGAUGGAAAUCGUAUGUUGAACGGUAAGAUUCCCGACGAGGAUGGAAUCCCCACCGAUGGUCUUGCUGGUCUUCAUACGAGGAGGAGCAUGCAAGCGCGACGAAGUUUCGAUCCCCAUAGGCGGAGUAGCAGCCUCACCUUUAGCCCUGGAGGCCUACGGAAUGUCGGCGCAGAAAGUGCUGGAUUGAUGCACAGCUAUGAUGUUGAGCAUAAUGCCUUUGGGCUGUCGGAUCUUGUGGAGGAUCCCGAAGAGAUGGGAGGAGGUAGUGGCAGUCGGAGUCCACAGCCCAAUGGUGACAGCGUGACCAAGGUUUAUCACAAGCCACACCAAAAGACUUUGAGUCAAUGACACAAACUGGCUGCCAAUGGGCUCUUAUAAAAAGGCUGUAUUUGUAACGAUAUCCAUGCAUUAGGGACGGUUUGAGCGAUGAACUACGGCAUUUUCACGGACGGAAUUGGGACCCAGCCAACAAUGAGAUUGCGCUGGCGUUUUCGAGACAACAGGAGCAAUGUGGGCUUUGACUGAUUAUUGAGGCCAAGGAAACCUCAUUUGAUCGAGUAGACAUCAUUACGUAGGGUCGGGUUUUGUAUAUAUGGCAAUUGAAAACGAUGUGGUGAAACUUCGUCUGACGAGGCUGGCAAGGACGAGGUUGCAGAGGCAAGGCUGAGAUGCCGAGGGCACGUGUUCAAUUCGAUCGCUGUUGUCCAAAUCCAGUUCCAAAUUCCAAC